AUGGCGUCCGGACGAAAGGAUUUCCUGAGCCAGGCACCGCCUGAGAACUACGUCGCUGGUCUUGGUCGUGGUGCGACAGGCUUCACCACCCGAUCUGAUCUUGGCCCGGCGCGCGAAGGACCUACACCCGAACAAAUCCAAGCUGCCCUCACAAAGAGAGCUCAACAACUGGGAGCUGCUGCACCCACUGCCUACGGCAGUAACUCGCGCGAGAAAGGAGGAAAAGAAGAUGAGAAAGAGGAGGAAGAUGAACGCUUCCAGGACCCCGACAACGAGGUCGGACUCUUCGCCUACGGACAAUUCGACCAAGAAGACGAUGAGGCAGAUCGCAUCUAUCAAGAGGUCGACGAGAAGAUGGACAAACGCCGGAAGGCUCGCAGGGAAGCUCGUGAGAAGGCCGAACAGGAAGACUUCGAGCGCAAGAACCCAAAGAUCCAACAGCAAUUUGCGGAUUUGAAACGAACACUCGCCUCCGUAUCCGAGGAAGACUGGGCCAAUCUUCCGGAAGUCGGUGAUUUAACAGGAAAGAAUCGACGAGAGAAGCAGAACAGCCGACAACGAUUCUAUGCCGUCCCGGAUAGUGUCCUUGCCGGCGCAAGAGACUCUGCCCAAUACGGAACGACAGUCGCCGAGGAUGGCACACAAACCACUGCCGAAGGGGAAGGGGCUGAGGGCGCAAUGACGAACUUUGCAGACAUCGGUGCUGCGCGUGAUAAGGUACUCCAAGUCAGGCUGGACCAGGCUGCCUCGUCUGGAGAUGCAACAUCCGGAAGCGCCACAAGCAUUGAUGCCACCGGCUAUCUUACCAGCUUGAACAGCUCGGAAACGAAAUCCGGGGAGGUCGAGAUGGGCGAUGUCAAGCGUGUCCGAACCUUGUUGGAAUCUGUUACUAAGACCAACCCUAAGCAUGCCCCCGGUUGGAUCGCUCUUGCUCGUCUUGAGGAGCUUGCCGGUCGAAUUGUUACCGCCAGGACUCUCAUGGCCAAAGCAUGUGAGCUCUGUCCAAAGAGUGAAGACGGAUGGAUGGAAAACAUUCGCCUUAACGAAGGCCAUAACGCAAAGGUCAUUGCAGCAAACGCCAUCAAGAACAACGAUCGAUCUACGAGACUUUGGACCGAAGCCAUGAAACUAGAAACGGAUACUCGCGCCAAGAAGAACGUCCUCCGACAGGCUAUCCUCCACAUCCCCCAGUCGGUGCAGAUCUGGAAAGAAGCUGUCAAUUUGGAAGAAAACGCAGCCGAUGCGCGGCUGCUACUGGCAAAGGCAGUUGAAAUCAUUCCUCAGUCUGUAGAGUUAUGGCUUGCCCUGGCGCGUCUUGAAACUCCCGAAAAUGCCCAGAAGGUCCUGAACGGUGCCCGUAAAGCUGUUCCUACCAGCUUUGAAGUUUGGAUCGCGGCUGCUCGACUACAGGAGCAAAUGGGAACCUUCGAGAAAGUCAACGUCAUGAAGCGUGCUGUUCAGUCAUUAGCUCGUGAGAAUGCCAUGCUGAAACGAGAGGAAUGGAUUGCGGAAGCCGAAAAAUGUGAAAAAGAAGGCGCCGUCCUUACUUGUGGUGGUAUUAUCCAAGAGACUCUCGGAUGGGGCCUGGACGAAGACGACGAUCGGAAGGACACCUGGAUGGAGGACGCGAAAGCUAGUAUCGCCCGUGGCAAAUAUGAAACUGCGCGGGCAAUCUAUGCGUACGCUCUUCGUGUCUUCGUCAACCGCCGAUCAAUCUGGAUCGCAGCAGCCGACCUGGAACGCAACCACGGUACCAAAGCAGCACUGUGGCAAGUUCUCGAGAAGGCUGUCGAGGCUUGUCCUCAAAGCGAGGAGCUUUGGCUCCAACUUGCCAAAGAGAAAUGGCAGUCUGGAGAGAUCGACGAUGCCCGUCGAGUCCUUGGCCGUGCCUUCCACCAAAACCCCAACAAUGAAGAUAUCUGGCUUGCGGCCGUCAAGCUCGAGGCUGACGCGAAUCAAACCGAUCAAGCUCGAGAACUCCUGGCUACCGCUCGCCGCGAGGCCGGUACUGAUCGCGUGUGGACCAAGAGCGUUGCCUUUGAGCGGCAACUUGGCAACACUGACGAUGCCCUUGACCUGGUCAACCAGGGCUUGAAGCUCUUCCCCAAGGCUGACAAGCUCUGGAUGAUGAAGGGACAGCUAUAUGAAGCACAGGACAAAUUCCCACAAGCGCGCGAAGCGUACGGAACCGGCACUCGAACCUGUUCCAAGUCUGUCGUAUUGUGGCUGCUCGCUUCGCGGCUGGAAGAAAAGCUCGGUGCAGUCGUUCGAGCUCGUUCUAUUCUUGACCGAGCUCGUCUGGCCGUUCCCAAGAACGCCGAACUUUGGACCGAAAGUGUACGUGUCGAGCGUCGCGCCAAGAACAUCACCCAGGCUAAGUCUAUGAUGGCGCGCGCUAUUCAAGAAGUCCCUUCGUCAGGCCUGCUGUGGAGUGAGAACAUCUGGUACCUUGAGGCUCGUUCUCAGCGCAAGGCUCGCAGUUUGGAGGCUAUGAAGAAGUGCGAAAACGACCCAGUGCUUUUCGUCGCUAUAGCGCGCAUCUUCUGGGGAGAACGUCGGUUGGACAAGGCUAUGACAUGGUUUGAGAAGGCUAUUGUUUCGAAUAGCGACUAUGGAGAUGGUUGGGGGUGGUACUACAAGUUCCUUCAGGAACAUGGCACUGAGGUUCGUGAUUCAGGCUAUCCAUCAUUUCGAGAGCACCCAGCUUACAUUCUUACCCAGGAAAAACGAUCCGACGUUGUGACGAAAUGCAUUACGGUGGAACCUAAACACGGCGAGGUCUGGCAGUCCAUUGCAAAGGACCCGGUUAACGCACACAAGACCACGGAGGAAAUUCUCGAUCUGGUUACAAAUACCCUCAACUAG
Messenger RNA from Penicillium olsonii, 2865 nucleotides. The record is from the annotation of a GenBank genome assembly. Lineage: Eukaryota; Fungi; Ascomycota; Eurotiomycetes; Eurotiales; Aspergillaceae.